CUCUUGUGAGUGCGGGAUAACUAGCGAAAAUUAAUCCGAAGAUGAGACUCAUAAGAUGACAUCAGAGACUGCAACUCUAGCUCUGAAUAUGAUGACUGCCUAAAUAAUCAAAGGAUCAUUGAAAAAAAUGGUUUGUCUUCAUCAAAUUUUAUAGCUAGUGUAUCAAAUACAUCAAAUGCUAUGACAUCAGAAAAUGUAAUUAAUGUGACGCAAUGCAUUGUACAAAAUCAACCAAACUUUCAUACAAGAAAUAAUCAAAACUGUCAUACCCAGAUUUAUCGACAAUCUUUAUCUUCAUUUUGUGAGUCAUGCUGUGCUGCGUCAGCAAAGAAGAUUUAUUUUGGCAUUUGCGUGACAAUCUGCCUGACUGCUUCUUGGGUUGGUGCUACACAUUGCAUUAAAUAUUUAUACUUUGAAAAAGACUUUACAGUAAUUAAUGCAAGUAAUAACUAUACAACGAUCGAGCGCUCUCAAAAACAGCCAAUAAUGUUGUAUAAUGCACCAUUUUUUACGACGUGGUUUUGUACUAACUGGAUGGUUUUGUACUUUCCUUUAUAUUUCAUCAGUCAAAGUAUAAGAACCAAAUGUUUAACACCGUCAGAAAUUCUAGCUGAAUGUUUAAGAGGUUUCCGAGAAAAAGGCCUUACAGGAGGAAGAUUUUUAAUGAAGUGCAGCCUUUUUUGUGCACUGUGGGUAGCAACAAACUAUAUGUAUAUUCACUCGCUUCGAAUAUUAUUGGCCACAGAUGUAAUGAUUCUUUUUGCUACAAAUGUUGCUUGUGUUUAUUUACUUUCUUGGGUGAUUUUACAUGAACAAUUCGUUGGCGUAAGGAUUGUUGCUGUUAUAUUAUGUGAUACUGGCAUAGCACUUUUGGCAUAUAUGGAUGGUAUAACAGGUAGUCCAACAUUAGGUGGUGUAGUUUUAGCUGCCUCAGCAGCUGCUGGAUCUGCCGUGUACAAGGUACUUUAUAAAAAAGUUGUUGGUGAUACAACAUUUGGACAGAUAUCUCUUUUUCUAUCAAUGAUUGGUGUAUGUAAUGCCACCUUGUUAUGGCCAAUAGGCCUCAUUCUAUACUUUUCGGGAGUGGAAUUCAUAAGAUUAGAGAAAAUACCCUGGAUCGUCCUACUAAUAGCAAGCAUUCUUCAUUUAGGAAUAUUUUUUAUUUUAGUUGCUAACAUGUUAGGAAACUUCAGUAUUGCUCUGACGUACAACCUUUUCACUACUUUAGGGUUGAUAACAGCUGUUCCUGUUUCAGCAGAGAAUAUACAGAGAGGUUUUUUUGGUCAGAGGUUACAUUAGCAAGUUUAAAUUCGCUGUUGUAGCAGCUUCCUG
Molecule: messenger RNA, 1332 nt
Organism: Copidosoma floridanum
Lineage: Eukaryota; Metazoa; Arthropoda; Insecta; Hymenoptera; Encyrtidae
Product: solute carrier family 35 member F3
Source: RefSeq, a predicted model, not a curated record